CGGAAGUUUGAUAACUGACUAACGUUAGCUCACGUUAGGUGACUUACGGGCGCACGUUUGUGUUGCGUAUGUAGUUAGCUAGCGACCGUAGCCAGUGUUUCAGUAACAGUGAGUUAUUUAAGCUAGCUGGUUAAUGACAGUCCUCAUCAUUUCUCCGUUCGCGUCUUUGUGAUCAUCAGCAUGGCUUUUACGAGCCUGUUCUUCAGACCCCCAAACCCGGCUCUGCACACGGAGGGAAGGAACAACACUGAAGUAGUGGAAGAAGACAUUGAAUAUCAAGGCGGUGAAAUCACAGAGGAGGGAAAUGAAGAAAAAGAUAAUCAAAAAGAAAAGAACUGUGAUCACACCAGAAAGAGGCAGAGGAAUCAGAGGGAGGAGAAAUCCGAGCAGAAGAGUCAAGACACGCAAAUGGCCUCCAGCAGCUCAGAUAUCGGUGAGCAGGAGCAGAAGAGUUUGCAGGUACCCAGCAAGAGGAGCAGGUGUGAAUGGAGCUGGGACUGUAGCAACAAGAAUGAACCUUCCCAUCCUGGCAGCUCUCAAAAACGCAAGCGGAAAAAAAAGAAGUGCAAACGACAAGCGGAGAAUGACUUUGGCAUUCAGCUCGGCCAGUAUCGCCAGGCCCAGGAGGCCCUGUCCUCUCCUCAGGGAAGAGAGCAGCCGUUCCAGGAGAAGAGAGGGGGGCCGGCGAUGCGGGGAGCAGCAAUGCGGGGAGCAUGGAAACAAGGUCCUGGUCAAAGGGGUGGGGCUCAAGGGGGCACAGGAGGGAGGGGCAUGGACCCUGGGCAUGGCUUUGGCCGGGGGCAGGAUAUGAAGAACAAGCAGCAGAAGGGCAAGAAGUGGGGGUGUGGGCGUGGCCCCAGAGGAAAGCAGCAUGAGGUCUGUCCCAAGAAGGACAGAAAAGCAGGCCCCUCAUGGGUCAGACCUACUCCCUUCCUCAGCCCAGAAUUCAUCAGCCGGCACACUGUCGAGAUAGAGGGGAGAAACAUCUGCAAAUACUUCUUGAGAGGAGCAUGUGUCAAAGGAGACCAGUGUCAUUUUGAGCAUGAUAUGAAUGUGAAGAAGAUGGAGCUGUGUAAAUUCUAUGUCCUGGACUUCUGCACUAAAGGAGACAAUUGCAUCUAUAUGCACAAGGAGUUUCCCUGCAAGUUCUUCCAUACAAGAACACGUUGCUACAGUGAAGCUGCCUGCAAGUUCUCCCACGAGCCACUGACUGACCUCACUAGAGACUUGCUAGAAAAGGUUCUCAACACUGAGCCCAUGGAGAAGGGUGAGCAGGAUCUGACAGAUGAAGGCUCCACCCCCCUGGCCACCAAAGUGCAGCUGUCUGUGGACCUGUCCCAGAACAUCUGUGUCAGGCCCAAUUUCUACAACAGCUCAUCUGUUUCAGACCCUCUGCUCCCAAACUUGCCUCUCUCUGUUGGGGGUUCUGAUAACAUGAAGGGUGGAAAAAAGACCUCUCCUCAAAGGUUCCCGGUAGGGGAUGGAGAGGGUCAUGUGCACCCCGCCUCUCCCAGACCCAUGGGCUCCGAGGCAGAGAGAAAACCAGUGGAGCUUAGAGACUCCUCCAGCUCUUCAGUGCAGAGCACAGAGGCCUGCAGAGAACCAGCCAGUUCCAUCCUGAAGACCCUUUUUGUGCACCUGAGCCCAAGCUACCAGGAGGAGGAGCCCCCAAGUCCUAGCGCAGACUCAGGAGCUUCUAUGCGCCACAGUGAUGAGGCUUGGGCCGUGGGCCCCAGGGCUGGGAGAGAGGAGCUGCAGGGGCCGCAGCGCCAGGAGAGAGAGGGGAGAGCUCCUGGGGCCGGGAAGGAGGGGCUACAAAGUCCUGGCUGCAGGCUGUCACUGCAACAUGAAGAGCGAGAGAAAGAGCUGAGAGACCAAGCCGUUCCCAUCCCACUGGAGCCGGUCCCAGGCAGGACAGCUAGAGACCCUCGCACCCCACUGCAGCACCCACACCCCAUCCUGCCUCUACCCGCUUUCGCCCGGCAUGUGGAGUGGAGUCCUGAGGACCUGCUGCCCCUCCCUGCUCCCAUCAGCAGGCUGAUCCAGGACCCCCCAGAGCCCUGUCCCCUGGGGUACACCCCCAAAAUCUCCUCCUCUGACUGCACUCCAGGAGAGACCCGUCCCGUUGGUCCCAGAAAUCAGAGUGCGCCCCCUGCAGUGCACAGCCUGCCAGUACAGCUGCUGCCGGGGCUUGGGCGGCCCACAUGCCCUGACGGCAGGCUGAGCAGACACUCGGCACAGAGGAGGGAGGGAGGGUGGGGUAGCAGUGAGGACACACAGGGCACACCGCUGAAGGACAUGUUUAAAACCUUUGAUCCCACCGCCUCCCCUUUCUGCCAAUAA
Megalops cyprinoides (Indo-Pacific tarpon) is the source of this 2343-nucleotide messenger RNA. Its product is annotated as zinc finger CCCH domain-containing protein 6-like. NCBI's taxonomy places the organism in Eukaryota, Metazoa, Chordata, Actinopteri, Elopiformes, Megalopidae. The transcript has 12 exons. Gene Ontology annotation, molecular function: RNA binding; metal ion binding. Gene Ontology annotation, biological process: negative regulation of DNA-templated transcription. The record is from RefSeq and is a predicted model, not a curated record. Gene Ontology annotation, cellular component: nucleus. The coding region runs from base 181 to 2343 and encodes 720 amino acids.